AUGUUGAUCUUGGGGCUCAACGGAUUAAUGGGUACAAGUAUUCUUUUACUGCAGUUUCUGUGGAUAUACUAAUGGGUCUCAGUGGCCCCAUGUCCAAUUUUGCAUGUCUUUGACCAGUGUACCAUACAUAAAGAUAACAGGUAUUUGUUUUUAAGCAUGUUAAGACUUUUGCUUGCUUUUAAUGUUGCUUUGCUGUUUAAAAAGUUAGUAAACAUGCAUUAACUUACAUGCCACAGGUACAAUAUGUCCAAGCCAGACAAAUUCUAUGAGAGCUGCCCACAGAAGCGGACAUUCAGAAGAACUGAAAACAUGCUGCCAGUUGAAACGAGGCAAAAGGAACUUUGUUGCAUCAAUCCCCCACUUCUUAACAUCCCAUUCGAUCAUGUCAUCCUUGAUGAGCUACACCUGUUUCUCAGAGUAACAGAUGUGCUAACUCGCAAUGUGCUGGAUGAAAUGAUUGAGUUGGUGGACGAAGAAAGCCACAAAAGGAAAGUUGCUAACCCUUCAGUGAUAUGGCAACAUUUGCAAACUGCUGUAGAGGCCAUCAACAAGUGUGGAGUGACAUUUUGGGUUUGGGAGAAGAAGAAUGCCGAUGGAAAGGGCAGUGGCACAUAUGACUGGACCAGUCUUAUCGGCAAUGAGAAGAAAAUUCUUUUGAAAACCUUCCCUGGACACUUCCCCUCGAUUCUACGUCCUAUAACACAGCCACAACUGUGAAGAAAAUAUGGGAGGUAUGAAUGCUAUAUUUAGUAUUACAUACAAAACUAAUGGCUUACAUUUUGUAUAUUCAUGACUUCUUGAACUACCAAACUACAAUAAUUGCGAAAUAGGAAUUCAAUAAAAAACCCAAUCAAGUUAUAAAUGAAUAAACCUCUGCUGUUGCUAAAUGAUUUUUUUACUGAAGCAAUUCAAGGAAAAAUGUUGAAAGCCACGUACUAGUAAGUAAUAAUGCAACUCCCCUACAUGAACUUUUAAAAGCCUAAAGCUAUAGUGAUAACAUGAGUAUGAAAUAAUACCUACAAGAAUAUCAAAAUAAUUAUUUAAUAAUUUGAAAAGACAAAGAUGACAAACUGACUGUAACUUCUGCAGUCUAACAACAAUGAUAAAAGACCCUACAUAGAGUAGCAUGCAGAUUACAUUGUUUUGCUCCCUUUUAGGAGCAACUCAGUCUACCAAGCAAAAGAAAAAAGAUGAGUAUCGCCUUAAUUACUAAGUAAAUACAAUGUGUAGAACUAAAAUUUUGUAUCUAACCUUAAACACUGAGGUUUUAUGUUUAAUAUGGCUAAUCAAUUGUUACAGCAGCUAUAAGAAUUAACCUUAGAAGUCAAAGAUAAAUCAUCUCUGAAAUUUGUCGAUCAACAGGACUUUCGAAAACUACUGUACUUUGACAACAUUUCAGUGUUGGACAAUGUAGAUGCUACUCUGUUCUGUCAAAAGGUGCCAAAAAUAUGUAUUUUCUUGCUUUACGGCUUUGUAUUUUGCUUUUCGAAGAGCAGCUCUAUUAUUAAUGAUUCGAUUUUCAAUUUGUUGUCAUUUUACAGGCAAAAGAUUGAGUAAAACUAUUCUGCUCAAUGGGACACAAACAUAGUGGCUAUGGCAAAAAAAAUGUGACGUGUUACAUGUACUCAGUAGUAUACCAUGUGCCUGAAGCUAUGAAAAAGCACAGUAAUGUUAAACAGUUUAUGGGACAAGGUACAGAACAGCCCUGGAAAAUUUAAAUAUUGCAAAGUAACUGAAAUAAAAAUAACUACAAACCAUAUUCAUUUAACACGCAUCAACUCAAAACUACAUAAGAUUUAAAGUUACCUUAGAGGGCUUGCAACAGACUUUAAGACUGAAAAGGUCAAUCAACAUCAAAAUGCCCCAAUUUUCUUCUGAGUAUUACAUCAUUCAAUAGAAACAGGACCAGUCUUAUUAAAGGGUUAAAACAAACCUAUCUUUUGCCUUAUCUGCGUUCCUGAGCUAGUUUUUGCCCAACAUUAAUGGUACAUUCUCUUAAUAUUACUAACUACCAUAACUUAAUCCUUAUAGGCGUUGAAAAGAAUAACGAUGACGCGAGGUGA
Messenger RNA from Porites evermanni, 2063 nucleotides. The record is from the annotation of a GenBank genome assembly. Lineage: Eukaryota; Metazoa; Cnidaria; Anthozoa; Scleractinia; Poritidae.